Paramecium octaurelia is the source of this 267-nucleotide messenger RNA. NCBI's taxonomy places the organism in Eukaryota, Ciliophora, Oligohymenophorea, Peniculida, Parameciidae. The record is from the annotation of a GenBank genome assembly.
AUGAAGAAGAAAAACAAUUUUUAGCGAUAGAGUAGACAAAUUUUAGAAAGAGAAAGCAGUUCUUCAUAAUUAUUUAAAGAUAUUUACUGGAUUCAUAGAACUGAAGAUUCAUCAAUCAUUUUAAGCUAUUUGGAAAGAAAUCAUGAAAAGAUUUUAAAGGAAUAACAUAAAAGCUAUGAGAGAUAAUAGAAGAUGCAGUUAAAUCAUAUUCGUAUUUCCCUGAAGUAUAAUAGAUUAAUACAGGCGAUUCCAAAACUUGUUAAAUGA